CAGCCUCCAGUCGGAGAAACAAAAUGUGCACCGACAUCCGAGGCUUUCGCGUUCGGACACCGCUCCAAAAUCUUUGUGAGAAAGAUGCUGCAACAAGCUCUUCGAGUAUCUGGUCGGAGCGCCGUCCCCCUGAUCAAGUGGAUGGAGAGGUGGGCCGAGCGCGCAGCGGCCUGUCCAUCGGUCAGCAGCAGGAAGGCGGUGAAGACUCUGAAAGAAAUGCCCGGACCAUCAGUCGCCAGUUUCGCCUGGGACUUGUUUGCCAAGAGGGGUCUGUCACGCUUGCACGAGUUACAGGUGAAAGGACUGCAUCAAUAUGGUCCCAUGUGGAAGGCGAGUUUUGGCCCCAUCCUGACUGUUCAUGUGGCUGAUCCAGCACUUGUAGAGCAGGUCCUAAGGCAGGAGGGCCAGCACCCCAUGCGUUCCGACCUUUCCUCCUGGAAAGACUACAGGAAGCUCAGAGGACAUCACUGUGGACUUUUGACAUCUGAAGGGGAGGAGUGGCAAGCAGUGAGAAGUCUCCUGGGGAAACACAUGUUGCGACCGAAGGCAGUGGAAGCUUACGAUAAACCCUUGAACAAUGUCGUCACUGACCUUCUUGCCAAAAUUCGCCACUGCAGAGGUCCUCAAGGCCUUGUCUCCGACAUCGCUAGCGAAUUAUAUCGCUUUGGCCUUGAAGGCAUUUCUUAUGUGCUGUUUGAAACCAGAAUUGGUUGUCUGGAUCCAGUCGUUCCGGAAGAGACAGAGCGUUUCAUCAAGUCAGUCAACACCAUGUUUGUGAUGACGCUUCUCACCAUGGCCAUGCCAAGCUGGCUGAACUGGCUGUUCCGUAAACCCUGGAAUGUCUUUUGUCAGUGCUGGGACUACAUGUUUGAUUUUGCGAAAGGCCACAUUGACCAGCGUGUGGCUGCCGAUGCAGAGAAACUUGCCAGGGGAGAGAAGGUGGAGGGUCGUUAUAUCACCUACUUCCUGUCACAGACGGGGAUGCCCAUGAAAACCGUCUACAGCAACGUCACAGAGCUGCUUCUUGCUGGUGUUGACACGAUCUCCAGUACUAUGUCCUGGUCAUUGUACGAGCUGUCCCGUCACCCAGAGGUGCAGGCCGCGCUCAGGAAGGAGGUGUUAAGUGUACUAGAUGGUCGAAAAAUACCAGAGGCUGCAGAUGUGGCCCGCAUGCCUCUCCUAAAGGCCACAGUCAAGGAGGUUCUCAGGUUGUACCCAGUUAUUCCUGCUAAUGCAAGGGUCAUUACAGAAAGAGACAUCCAAGUUGGAGGCUACCUCAUUCCUAAAAAUACUCUGAUUACUUUAUGCCACUAUGCAACAUCACGGGAUCCUGCAGUGUUUCCAAAUCCACACGCGUUCCAGCCCCAUCGCUGGUUUAACAAGGACCAGGCUCAUCACCCGUAUGCAUCUGUUCCCUUUGGUGUGGGGAAACGCAGCUGCAUUGGUCGGCGUAUCGCUGAGCUGGAGCUCUACCUCGCUCUUUCCAGGAUCCUCAUAGAGUUCGAUGUGAAGCCUGACCCAGAGGGAGUUUCCGUGAAGCCGAAGACACGGACGCUUCUAGUUCCUAAAAAUGUGAUUAACCUCCAGUUUAUUGAACGAUGACCUAUUCUCCUGAGCUGGUCAGUUACAUGAGUGAACGUGAGUUUCCCCCUUACCCCCACCCCAAUCCCCCGGGCAAUCAGGAAAGCUGGUGGGCAGCGUUAUCACAGCAACUGUGGGCCCACUGCACGCAGUGGUUCAUGUCAGACUGGGCCAUCAACCUUUGACACUGCAAAGAGCAAAGGCCUGCUUACCUGCUGCCCAGUUCGUGCAGGCCGACAUCUGUAGCAGCCCUAGUGGAAAAAGGAUGAGGACUAAUUGGCCACUGUGGAAGCAUUUUAACUGGCCAAGUUGUGACAACAUUGAAAUUGUGUUUUUUAAUAAACAAGAUCCCCAUUAUGUGUUAAGUUACACAGAGGCCUGGAGCAAAAAAAAAAAAAAAGCUA
This is a messenger RNA of Melanotaenia boesemani (Boeseman's rainbowfish), 1985 nucleotides long. It is a transcript of the gene cyp27b1, whose product is annotated as 25-hydroxyvitamin D-1 alpha hydroxylase, mitochondrial. Gene Ontology annotation, molecular function: iron ion binding; oxidoreductase activity, acting on paired donors, with incorporation or reduction of molecular oxygen; heme binding. The coding region runs from base 85 to 1602 and encodes 505 amino acids. Gene Ontology annotation, cellular component: mitochondrial inner membrane. The record is from RefSeq and is a predicted model, not a curated record. NCBI's taxonomy places the organism in Eukaryota, Metazoa, Chordata, Actinopteri, Atheriniformes, Melanotaeniidae. The transcript is spliced from 9 exons. Gene Ontology annotation, biological process: C21-steroid hormone biosynthetic process; cellular response to peptide hormone stimulus; glucocorticoid biosynthetic process.